Messenger RNA from Pimephales promelas (fathead minnow), 1610 nucleotides. RefSeq lists its product as uncharacterized. Lineage: Eukaryota; Metazoa; Chordata; Actinopteri; Cypriniformes; Leuciscidae. Gene Ontology annotation, biological process: regulation of gene expression. The record is from RefSeq and is a predicted model, not a curated record. Gene Ontology annotation, cellular component: nucleus.
UACCAUACAACCAGAAACAGAAGAAGAGAGGACGCACGCUCUGAACAACAGCUGAUUUCAAAACAAAAGAUUUGCAAAGUAUUUGAAAUUUCACGAAUACGUUUUUUUUUUAAACUAUCACUAUUUAUAAGUGAAGAGAUGGAUUCAGACAAGCAAGAAGAACAGAAACCUGUAAAAAUGGAAUCUGUUGAAGAUUACAGUGAGAACAGGAGUGAUCCUGAUGAACCCCUCAGAGUGAAGCUUGAGAACACUGAAGAACAGAUAGACCUGACUGUCGAGAUUAAGAAGAGUGAAGAACUGGAUGAAGCGGAGGAGGAACAUUGUGUCAAAACUGAUGAAAAAUCUUUUGAAAAUUGUUGCUCACAGAAUGGAAGUAAACUUGUGCUGAGAAGAGCCAUCAACAAUUUCACUUGCCCGCAGUGUGGAAAAAGCUUCCUAUACAAACAAAGUCUUAAAGAUCACAUGAAAAUCCACACUGGAGAGAAGCCGCAUGUGAGAGAGUACACAUACGAUCAGUGCUGGAAGAGUUUCAAACACAAAAAUACCCUUAAUGACCACAUGAAAAUCCACACUGGAGAGAAACCACACACAUGUGAUCAGUGCGGGAAGAGUUUUACAUACAAAAGUACCCUUAAUAUACACAUGAAAAUCCACACUGGAGAGAAGCCGUACACAUGUGAUCAGUGCGGGAACCGUUUCACAUACAAAAAUACACUUAAUGACCACAUGAAAAUCCACACUGGAGAGAAACCACACACAUGUGAUCAGUGCGGAAAGAGUUUUACAUACAAAAAUACCCUUAAUAUACACAUGAAAAUCCACACUGGAGAGAAGCCGUACACGUGUGAUCAGUGCGGGAAGAGUUUCGCACUUAAAGGAACCCUUAAUAAACACAUGAAAAUCCACACCGGAGAGAAGCCACACACAUGUGAUCAGUGCGGGAAGAGUUUCACACACAAAAAUACCCUUAAAUGUCACAUGACAAUCCACACUGGAGAGAAGCCGCACACAUGUGAUCAAUGCGGGAAGAGUUUCAGAUUGGCAUGUUCUUUGAGAGUACAUCUGCGAUAUCAUUCUGGAGUAAAAACAUUUAACUGUAAUCAGUGCGUUAAAAAAUUUGCUCGCGCAGAUGUCCUGAAGCAGCACAUGAACGUUCAUUUAGGGCAGAAGCCUCACGUGUGUUCUUUUUGUGGAAAGGGAUUUUCAUGGCUGAAUGGUUUAAGAUCACACCUGAUAAGACACAGUGGUGUGAAGAAUCAUAUGUGCUUGCUUUGUGGAAAAGCCUAUUUUACAGAGGGUGCAAUGAAGCUGCACCAGAAAAGAAGCUGUAAAAAAAAACCUCCUUAAGGAUCACGUGAAAAUCCACACUAGAGAAAAGCCACACACAUGUGAUCAGUGCAGGAAGGGUUUCAGAAUUGUUCGAGCUUUGAAAUUACAAAUUACAAGACCAGUUUUGACGCUGUGAGAAAUAUGGACAAAGCGUCUUUGACGUCACCCAUAGACUUCAUGAAGAACGGUUUUGAGGCCAUUUACGGGGGGGUAUGGGCGGCGCCAUCUUGGUAAUUUUCAAUACAAAUGUUCAGAAAGGAUCAAAGGUGGUAUGAUGUGUU